This is a messenger RNA of Bombyx mandarina (wild silkworm), 1287 nucleotides long. RefSeq lists its product as uncharacterized. The record is from RefSeq and is a predicted model, not a curated record. NCBI's taxonomy places the organism in Eukaryota, Metazoa, Arthropoda, Insecta, Lepidoptera, Bombycidae.
UCUGGAAAAGAUCUGAAUUUUAAAAUUACGUUCAUGAUUUACAUAACUAAAACGAUACGAAUAGUGCCACAAUCACAUUAAUUACAACAAAAGAUGAAAACAGGAGUAGCAUACGGAAUAGUCGCUAGUUCGAAAACACGUGUGAGAUGUGUAUUUUGUGGAGUACACAUACCAAAAGCUACGAAAUGUAUCGAACAACACACAAAUGGAGUAAAACACCGAGAGAACAUAGAAUUAAUGAAUGAAAACGCUAUCGCCCUAAUUAGUGAUGCGUUAUAUUGUCGACCCUGUAUGAUUAACAUCCCCGAGGACUAUUCAAUAACUAAACAUAUCGAGAUGGAAGAUCACGCAAACUGGAUAGCUGCAAUUGACGACCUUACUGACGGUGAGUUUAUAUCAAUCGACUCUUAUCUCUGCUCGGAGACCGACAACGUUCACUGCGAGGUCUGCAGCAUGAAUAUCGUCUGCACACUACAAAAUAUCCAAAAUCAUGUAAAUGAGUUUAGUCACAGAGCGAACAUUAUGGAGAGACUCAAGCCACUUAAUGCUGUAUUCUGUUCUGAUGACAAUGAAGAUGCAUGGUGCAAACUAUGCGAUGUGUACAUUGUAAACACUGUUCAGAGUAUACUUGAACACAUUGAUGAUGAUGAAGAACAUAUACAGUUGCUGGCCAGGCUCGAAGAUAUUGCAGAGGUUCACAAUUUAAAUAUUGACAGUUACUUAAUGAAUGAACAUGAAAAUAACGCUUUUUGCAAUAAAUGUAACAUUGAAAUAGUCUGUAAUGUGGAAAAUAUUGAAGAACACAUAAAUUCUAAUUCACAUCUAAAUAAUAUAAUAGUUUAUUAAGGAUCUUACUGACUUUUGAAAUUGGAAUGCCAACAUUACAUCAAUUUUGAAAUCUUUUUUUUAACUACAUGACUUGAAUCUUGUAAGGAUAAUCGUUCAAUGAUAAUUUCUAUUAGACAGUUUUGCUCUCACAAAAAAUUUACUUUGAAAGGAACAAAAAAAUACUUUUGUUUAGAACGAAUACAUCUCUUUAAAAAUGUCAUUUGUGUAUUAAUUUACUGUUACUAGAAUUUAAGAAGACAUUUAAAAUGAAAAAAUAUUGGUUGAUAUCACAAAUUAAUUAUUGCACAAUUUAACUUAGUAAGCCCAUUAUUACAUCUAGAAACAUACAGUAUUAUGAUUUAAAAAUCAUCUCAAAACAAACAGAGUUUAUUAAUAGUUUGUUCCCAAACUGUUCUAAAGCUAAAACACAUAAACAACUAUACUAGAGAUAUUGUUGAC